ACUGCUGUAGUUCUCUGUAUUCUUGCCCUGGGCGAGAUCUGCUUACACAAGGAACGUAUCCCCGAUAUCGUUCCAACGCAUGGCGAGAUGCAAGGUCAAGGUUCCUUCAACUCUCAACCCUACCCCUCUCAAGGUUCCUCGGCCUCUAGGAAUGGUGUGCCACCAUCCCCCGUCCAAGGGACGCCGCCUUCGGUAGUUUGGCCCCCGACAGGUAGCAGGCGAGCCUCUUCUGGUUCUACAUCAGAGCAUAUGAAGAGAAACAUCGAUGUGAUUCCGGGUCUGCAAUACCUAGCCAAUGCCACCGACAUUAUGGGCAAUCAAAUGGCAGGGACGUCGGCAUGGCACGUGUACGCCAGUAUUUUGGCUGGUCUUUACUACGGCCAAUUGAGCAGGGUUAUGGAGAGUUACUGGCAUAUCCAUGAUGCCUGUAUCAAGGCCCAGCAUCUUCUUAAGGACCACUUCUCCCGUCUCACUGCUGCAAACAGCCAAACACAAGACAUCAAAGACACCCGCGACAUUAUUGCCGAGUUGAACCUACAGCAGUCGGGCAUCAGCAAGUACGAGCAGCGCAUGCCAACCCCUAAUUUGAAACACAUGAUCGAAUGUGGGAUCGACCAGCGUGUCGUCUACGGCUAUCACGCGCAAAUAUGGCUACGGAAGACACUCAACAAGGCGCACACAGCGCUAUAUGGACCCAAGUCUGAAAGAGAGGGAUACAUCCUGAUAGAUUUGGUGAAAAUCCUAUACUCGAACCUGACAGACAGUGAAGGUCUUUGGUGGCCAAAUUUUCAUGACCAUGAUCCCCAGACUCCGGCCGACAACAUCCUCGACGCUAGACUGAGAGCAAAGUAUUGGGGCGCCAUGAACAUCACUUGCCGGCCAGUCAUCAAAUCUAUACUGAUGCGAGAUUAUCAGGGGAUGCAGGAAGGGCUCGACAUGACCGAUCCCCUGAAUGAGCUCCUCGAUCCCAACGACAAAACUGUUUUGG
Messenger RNA from Pyricularia pennisetigena, 988 nucleotides. RefSeq lists its product as uncharacterized. The transcript is spliced from 3 exons. NCBI's taxonomy places the organism in Eukaryota, Fungi, Ascomycota, Sordariomycetes, Magnaporthales, Pyriculariaceae. The record is from RefSeq and is a predicted model, not a curated record. The annotation marks the transcript as partial.